This is a messenger RNA of Xyrichtys novacula (pearly razorfish), 23324 nucleotides long. The record is from the annotation of a GenBank genome assembly. NCBI's taxonomy places the organism in Eukaryota, Metazoa, Chordata, Actinopteri, Labriformes, Labridae.
UGCGUGAAAAAAAGUCCCAGAAUGUUCCCAUGAUGCACCUGUCCUGUUGGCACACCUGAGCGGCUGUAGUCAGUAGCACGCGGACUCAGUGAGCAGCAGGAGCGCGUCGAUGCAGUGAGGAGUCCGAACGGCUGAGAGCUACUGGUUUCCAGUGAGACAAGACUUCAAAAUCCCAGUUACAACAGGUUAGAGCUCAAAACUUGUAGAAAAGUGUCUUUCAACAGGACUUGAAUAUCACUUUUUGAUUAUUGAUUCUAAACCGUGAAGACCGAAGAGAAAAUAACGGCCGCACAGUCAGGGCCCUCUAAGAUCACGCGCGCGUUUGAAUUAACGGGUUUCUCGUAGAAAAUGUCAAACCGUUUAAGUGGUCAGGGUAUCACCUGCGCCGCCAUGUUGAAUCAAAAUUUAUGUUCGUCCAUUAGACAAACGACGUUUAAGUUAGCGGUUUUCUUCUUGUCAAAAAAGCCCAUGUAAAAUGUUCUUGAUAAUAUUUGUAAAAUCAUUAGUAUUGUUCGAUAUUACCCCUUCUACUCUCAUUAAAUGUGUCAUGUGUUGUUUCUCACGCUGUUUCUGGUGUUUUGGGUGUUGUUCAGUUGAACCAAACCUGUUUAUUAAGCCUCUUACCUGUCCGCACCUGUCUUUUGUCACUGUGUGCUCUCAUUUUCUCCAUAAACCAGUUUUCUGCCUUUGGUAUCCACAUCCAGUGCCCUGAUUUUUGGAUGUAUUAUCUUUGAUAUAUUCUUUAAUACACCCCACAUUAAACCAAUGGAGGUUGAACUGCUUGCAGGUGGUGAUGCUCCCGAUAAGUUUUGAGUUUACUUUGCACACAAAGGUCUCAUCUAAACUACUGUAAAUCUAUCAAAUCAACCAAGUACAAGAAAGAAAAACUAGUAGUCAUAGGCUUUUUUUAAUGCAAAGGCCAAAUUAAAGGGAAAUUCCGGCGUAAAAUUAAUCAUUAAUCAAGAGAUAAAUGUUGCAGACCACUUGCUUCUCUAGUUAUACCAACUUUAGUAAAGACCACAGAUAGCAAUACAGAGGGCCACUUGCUCAACCAAAACGCCACUCUGAAGUUACAAAUAAUGCUCAGAACAGCACCUAACUUCAUCAACAGUACAUUUAGGGUCCCAGCCAUAGUACUAGCCACCAAACAUCUUUUUAGCUUUGCCUGAUUUCUUUAGCAAGGUGACUAAACACAACUCACCUACUGUCUUCCAGCAGCCGCUUGUUUGUAGCAAGACCUCUGGGCGAGUCCAUUGACUGCAACGGGGUGAAGCAGCUCAAGGAAGAACAUGUAUUAUCAUUACUUCAUGGAAAUACAAUCAGACUGAGACGCUAAGGCAGAAGAACUACCGCCUCUGCAAUACAAAAUGAUUAAUAUGGUGAUUUUUACUUUGAGGAAAUGAUAAAGUAAUGAUCAUAAAUGUUCUUCCUUGAGCUGUGUCACCCCACUGCACUCGAUGGACUCGCCUGGAGGUCUCUGUACAAACAAGUGGCUGCUAGAAGAGUGUAGUGUUGUGUUUAGUCUCUUUGCUAAAGAAAUUAGGCAAAGUUAAAAAGAUGUUUGGUGGCUGGUGCUGUGGCUAGGACCCUAUAUGUACUGUUGAUGAAGUUAGGUGCUGUUCUGAGCAUUAUUUGUGGCUAUAGAGUGGCGUUUUUGAUGAGGCUUGUGUGUGGCUCCUGAGACAACUAUCCACUAUCGUGCGGUCGUUACUAAAGUUGAUAUAACUACAGAAGCAAGCGGUCAGCAACAAUCAUCUCUCACUGGGGUGUCUAACUCGGUGUUAUGGUGUGUUUGACCCUAAAUUAAUUUUAGGCCGGAAUAUCCCUUUAAGCUGUGGCAAAAAAGCUGUCCCAAAUUAUUUGCACAUUAGGGAUGGUAAAACAUCAUAUAAAGCAUUAGUCACUUGACUUUCCUCUCAUAAAUUAUAGCUACACCCAAAACUGUAACAAUGGAAUGUAAACACUUUUGAAAACAGAGAAAUCAGUCACGUGCCCAUUUAGCGGGUGCAUGUUGCUCUGGAACAUUUCUGGAUGGGGAGCGAAAACCUGGAGGACAUAUGAAAUACAGAGAAAGAGAGAACCAGUCUGUUCAGAUCUUUGCUCUGUCUGCGGUGACAUCACAUCUGCACAAAUAUGAGAGAACAUACUGUUCUGAAAACCUCAGCUCUUGUACCAGACGCAAUGAUAUAAUCUUCGUGAUGCAGCGAAUAUUUUGAUAUUACUGACAAGAAACAAUCAUUUGUGAGAAACAGCAGGAGAUUUUUGUUUUCUUUGGGUGAUAGAGGGAGCAGGAAACUCUUACUGUGUGGUAAUUGCAUGUUGCAACUUCUGAACCUGAACAAUGGUGCCAGCUCACAUGUAUCAAAAACUGCAGUACCUGUGGAGGCCAGUUGAGACAGAGUCCAACAGUGAGUCUACUGCAAAAGAGUUCAAUAGAAACAGGCCCAAAGUUAAAGUAGGUUUAAACAUGCUUGUAGCCUUGAAGCAGAUUUUUUAUAAAAGAUCACUUCCCCAUUGAGGAAAGCUUUACAUGAAGUAAUUAUUAAACUUGGAGCAUUUCCUGUAACAACUGUGAUACCUUUGUGUUGAUGUUUACAAAUCAUGUGACUUACAGAACUGACUGCCUACACAGUGUUAAGUUCUAGUGAGGUUUCAUUUAAUUGAUUUCAGAUUGAUGUUUGUUGUAAAUCAAUCCUUGACAAUCAGGAAGUGGUGACAACAGGCGUUUUCCAUGAGCACAGCUGACUAGUCACUUGAUAACAGACUGCUACUUGUGAUUUCAUUGUAAGAUUUCAAUAACAAGCCGUGUCUGCUUUUCCUGAACGCUAGAAGCACCACCUCCAUACGUGCAUGAGAAAGAUGCCCCUCUGUGCCAGCCUGCAUGCCCUGUAUGUGUGAGUGUGGGAGGGUAGGGGCUCAGCUUUAAUGUUCAGUGGAUUUAGGCAAAUUUGUGGAAGAUGCAAGAAUAGCAAUUGAUGUUGUCAUUGUCACAGGAUACUUCAGAAUAGUGAUGGUGACUAAUAGCAGCUUUUCAACAGCUGUUGCCAAUACUAAUAAUGAGAGAGUAUGUUAGCAGCUGGCUGAUGUGUAAUGUUGCUUUACUAGGUUACAUGACUGACAUUCAACGUCCUGCAGUGUGACAGUCACACAUGCACACAGAGCUAUUGCUAUGUUCAAAUGCUAAAUCGUUCAUCUCCAUGGUACAACAUCCCACUAUCUUUUUCUUCUUUGGUCAUGCUUUCAACUUCUACCUUGGCUGAGUCACUUCCACCCAUGUGACCCUCAUUCAUGUCAUUAGGGUCAUCCCAAGGAGUCUUGAAACUGUGACACGGACACGGUUAGUCAUAUAGACCGGGAAACAUGUUUUUGGCUCUGUAUUUUUCUAUUACAAUAUUCACACUGUUUCUGUGUUGAUAAUUGAAUCACAAAAGUCUGGGUUAUGUUAGCUUACUGAAUUGAUACUUUGUCCCCCCUGUUGUGAAUGACACCCUGAUCCAACCCUAAUCAGAAUCAGAGGUAUUUUGAGUUGCUGUUUUUACCUUCAACUCAUAGCAAACGAAUUACAGAGUUGUGUAAUGUGUUCUCUAUCAAUCACUAAAAAGAUUACUCUGUAAGUUACCUGUUGCAUUUUCAAUCACAUUCAUUAGUCUGAGCCCAGUCAAUGUGACAAAAAUCAAAAACUUAUGAGCCAUCUAAUAAGCUGUAAAAACUUGUGGAUAUAGGAGUUGUACUGUCUUUGUUAUUAUCCAGUCUGGGUAGCUACUGCUUGAGGACAAUACUCAAACCUUAACCAGGGAUGUUCAAGGGUCACAACAUUGAGCUGCUAUAGUUACACAAGUGCUUCUGAAAGAUAGAUCUGGACAUGAGGAUUUGAUUUGUGGCAGCAUCUUUAAACCAGCAGUGUUUUAUUUGAGACGAGUAUUUAGAGUCUAAAAGCCAAAUCCUACAACUGUCACAUGCUUUGUUUCCGCAGCAGGCAAGUUAAAAACAUUGUUUAUGAAGUCAGGCUGUUAGGGCUGUAUCUCAGACCUCGCUCUCUCUCUCUCUCUCUCAGAGUUACUGGUCAGACCACAUACUUCUCAUAGUUGUUCUGCACAUCUUCCUCUGUCACAGUUAAUGACUCAAAUGCAAGUGUCAUACCUGGGCUAUGAUGAGGUUGAAGUUUGAAAAUGUGUCACUUUGCACAGGGCAGAGCUUAGGUUUUGUUCAUGAGUGACACUCGUUCCCUGGGGUGGUAUUUCACUCAACAGGAUCAGCAAGAUGUCAAGAAAAUUUAAGUUAAGUUUCUACAGAAUUUAGUUUCCAAGUGGAAAAUUUUGGCAUACCUUUAGUUUUCAGUUGUAACUGUCUGCAUAUCCCACCCCCUAAUUGUCAUCUUCCGGUCUGUACGAGAUAUCCAAGAGAGGAAAACACUUCUGUUUCACCAGGUUCAGCUGUGCGGAGCUGACUUUGCCAUGGCAAUAAUCAAAAAGCAGCCAAAACAACAACAACUUUAUCUGGUGAAAAGAUAAACACAGUUGGGCUGUGAAAAUGUAAUUUGAAUUUCAAAUUCAAACAAUAUCAUUACUCAUUUCAAUACCAGAGCAACAAGAGAUUAGUUUCAAUCACCUAAGAGAGAUUAUUUUGUGAGUGUUUGAUUUCCAACCUGCACAUGUAAGAUCAAAGUCACAGAGCAACAUUUGAUGUACUGAUAAUCUGUUAAUAUUUAUGAAAGGUAACUGUGCACCUAAAUUAAAAAAAUAAAAUCCUCUGAAUCCUCAUUUACAGUUCAGAUUUAGUGUUUUGUAGCCGGUGUGUCUCUAUAUUCUCCUACAUUGACAGUAGACUUCAUAGACAUCACUGAAGCCAAAAUGGGUCCAAAAAACAGACAAGCGGCUCAACCUUCUCACUUGGCUUGGUGUUCUGACUAUACUCUUUGACCUCCAAUUCGCAGAGUAGACGAGGUGAAGCCAGCUGACCCCACAUAUAUUGUUAAGGUGACCAUUUCUAAACACACACAGUGGGAGAUACAUUAAGAGGAUUUUUUAACAGGUUUGCUUACGGGUACCUCAACCUAAUGUCUAGGUCUAGUGUAUCUUCCCAGCUCUAGUACAUGCGUCCUAACAAUGGUUAGCAUUUAUUUAAAUUUUGCUCCAUGAAACAGCUGCUUAGCCGGGUAGUCUCACCACAAAGUGUAUAGUCAAUUUGUAUUCAUUGUCUUAAAGCUAAAUGCAGUGUAGCCUUAUUGACGUCACUCAUUUGUUUAUGAUGAAGAGUUAUUAUGAUGAUGGUUGUUGCCAUAUUGGAAAUGUUGACUCAAUCUGGCUUUCUAUUAAUCCAGAAACUGGCAAGGAGGUGGAGUCAGGGCGGGCCUCUAGUCUCCUGUCAAACAGCUACAGCAUGCUCAUCUAUUGGUCAACAGAUAUUGCACUAAUUAUGCUCCAUUAUGCAUAACCCUAGGCCUCUAUUGAAUCAAAAAGGUUGAUAUUCCCCUAAACAAUAUAUUGCAUUCCCCUCUACAAAUAAGAGAAAUUAACUAUUGAUGACUAACUAUUUUUUGUUGAUCCAGUCAGAAAAUUUGUAACACCUUGGUUUCAUUUUUUAACACCAGCUGUUGCCACGUGUUGACUCACUUGCACAUGAGCUGAAUCACCGUCUUAGUCGAGCAGGCCUGAAAUAUUAUUUGUCCAGUGACUUUAAUAUAAGCAGGAAUAUUCCUUUCAGAUUUCUAAAGAAUCUACAAAAGGAAAUCUUCGUCCACAUUGCCUACUUAACUCAGUAUUUGUCCCAACAUAACUUUUGUAUAGGUAAUGUUUUCCUCCCAAUAGGUUAGGAGUGUCACUAUGGCUGUCUUUAAACAGAAUAGGCAGAGCUACAACAGAUUCAUAUAACAAAAGAGACUUAGCAUUCAUUAAAUAAUCAAACAGAGCAUGCCGUUCCUGUAAAAGUCCUCCCAGAAACGUCCCUCAGCCUUAUAAGGUGUGUGCCAUCUGUGACUCCAAACAUGAACGCUUUGUACAGUGAGUAACACAGAUAUGUAACAGUGAUAUGCAAACACAUGAUGAUGUGUAGUGCAAAGCAUGUUGGGAAUGUCCCGGCCCUCUCUUGGCUCCUCUUGUCUCUUUGGUGGUUCCAAUGAAUGGGAUAAGUCCCAAUGACCAACCAGUUUACUAAAUGUUAUUUAACAAGCAAAUAUUUAUGAGGGUUGAGACAUUGUAUUCUUUGAAUACCAGGGUUGGAUGGCAAGUAAUAUUCAAGUGUCACUAUGGUAUGAAAUUGGGGAAUAAAUGAAUGCAGUGAAGAAUUUAUACGGAUAAAAAUGGUUUUGAAUUCAGAGGAACUGUAUUAAAUAAUAAGUAGGAAUGAAAAGUAGAUGUGACUGUGCCAGAAAUUUCUGUUCUUUGAGUUGGGAGUUAAGGCUGGCUCCAAAAGCUUGUCAUAUUGUUAUUUCAACAAACUUAAAACGUCAUCGGUCCUUAUUAUAUUUUCCUCAGCAAUGGUCUUAAUAAAAGGCACAUUAAAGAAGCUGCAAAUGGGACAGAAAACAACCCAAAAAACAGCUAUUUAGAGCAACCAAAAGUUGCUUUAAGAAGCUUUGAAAUACAAGUAAAUUACAAUAAAUUGGUUACCUGUUUGGGAUUAUACUCCAAAUGUGUUUGUGUAGUCACCAAACAGUGAACAUUUGUCAUUUUCACUAGUCUGCACCAGUUUAUUAAGUUACACAUUUAUAUUUUGUCAUCUUAGGCCUAAAAUACCAGUAAUUAAAAGUGCCCCAGCUGAAGCUAAGCUUCUAUAACACAAUUUGAACCAAGGCUCUUAAGUUCAUGUCUACUGUCAUAAUGCUAUAGUGCUCCCUGGAUGAAAACAUGCACAGAUGACAGAUGGCAUCUUACAGUAGAAUGUGGUUUGUUCAUCUAGGAAAUGGUAUGUAGGCUGGGUCUAGUUUAACUGGCGUAUAUCUACUUGACUGGAGCAGAGUGCGUAACCAGCACAGGUAUGUGGAUGUUAACCUGUGUGGAGGACCAAAGGCUGGUGGUGCUAACUCUGCUAAGGGAAGCCAGACUGAACAAAUCAAUUUUACAACUGUUUAUCUCCAGACUUGAUGACAUGGUUCUGGAAACUUUGAAAUAUCUGUAAAGUUGGCUAAUUCUCUGUGGAGUGUGCUGUCAUUGUAUGAAAGUUGGUGGGUUCAAAGAUUCAAGAUUCAACCUCUUCCGUACAAUUGGAAAGGAUGUUUCUGUCCACCCCAUGGUGCAAAAAUAUAGAGCGUUUCUUAAAAAAUACAAAAAGUACAAUAGAGAGAAGUUUAAUUAUGCCAAAGGUUAGCCCCCUCCUGGAGCUAAAUUUCAAAAUAAACUGCAAGAUCCUGUCUUUGACAUACUGUACCAUGCACUGCAUGUUCUUUUUGGGAUCCUUAUCAUGGAUUCUACUUUAUAUCCUCUACUCAUCAAAACUCAACAACUUUGGUCCUUCAUGUACAUCUAGCUGAAAGAAAAGCGAAGAAAAAUACACUCCUGUAUUUAAAAGUAAAUGUCUGUUGGGAAAACCCAAGUUAGGGUUAUAUUUAUGUUGUAAUUCAUUUAUAAUUUACUGCAAUAAUUGCCACUGUUUUGCGUCUUGAAUUUUAGGAUCUGUUACUGAAAACAGCACAGGACCUUAUGUUUUCUAAAUCCGCUGAAAACAAAUCUGUUCUAGAUCUUGUCGUCCCCAGGAUGACAGAGCUGGCAGGCCUGUUUGGUCAGGUAGGAGGCUGUUGCUCCCUUUUCAGCCCCGCCCAGAUACCUGCUGACUUUGAUAUGCUCAAGUCUUACAGGCAGCUCAUCAGUCAGGUGUGUCUUUGCUCUCAGUGAGACUUGGGGGACUGAUGCAAGAUCGUCAGAGGACAUUUUGAUCUUGGAAAGAUAGGAAGAGAAAAAUAUCUUUCUCCUGUAUCUGUUUCUCAAGAGGGAUUUUCUUUUUUCACAGGCUUUGAACACUUUGAAGGGAAAUCUUGCAUCUUUACCAUUAUUAGAAAGGGGAAGGUUAAAGGAUCUAUCUGUGGACUGCAGCAGCAGCAGCCUGUAAAAAAUCAGGCCAACAAACAGGUGUGUUUGAUUUGUUAGUGUCACCAUAACUUUUAAUUGUUGCUUUGCAUUGCUGCUUUAUGGUUUGAUGUACGUAAAUGUAACUACUUUGACCCAGUAUUUUGAAAAGAUGUGCCCUUUUUAAUUUACAGUCAUUGUAGAAGCAGAUAAUGUGAUGUUAUAUGACAAGAGGCUGACAUGAAAACAAGCUUUAUAUUAAGUUAUGCACUGUGUCGCGUGAAAUGGGGUCAUUUAUGUGAAGUGUGAGUUAAAAUAAUCCCUUUGCAAAUGAAACAAAGUGACAAACUUAAGAGUUCUAACAAUGUUUUAGAGUAUUUUACAUCAUAUGUUAUGAUUUAAUAUAAUAUUUUUAAUAUUUGAAAUUACUCUAAAGGAUUCAAUAAUAGUGAAACAUGAAGUGUUGUUGACUUGGAUAUAUCAAUGUCUAAGUGUAUUUAAGUAUGAUAGAUCUCAAAUGUUAAAUGUUAGAUGUCAAAUUUUUCAGAUUAAUUCAGGCUGGAAAAAAAAUCAUUGUAGAUAUUUAAUUUCAUUAUAUUUUCCAUAAUUUAAUUUAAAUACUAAUCGAUAAACCAGUUUUUAUUUGGUGUGCAAAAUCAUAACACUCAUAAAUCCAAACUUAUCAGGUGUAGAUAUUUUUGUCAAACUAACAUCAUAAAUCUCAUGAUCUUUGCAUAAAGAGCAGGUCCAGUUUUUUUUUUAUGUUAUUGAUCACAGGCAGAAAUGUUGAGCAGGACCAGACUCAUUGGUGGAGAGCCAUCUGCCUCAAUGCACUGGACUGAGAAAACAAGAGACAGAAAGAUGAAAUAAUCUUUGAUGUUGAUGUUGAUCCAAAAGUUACUUAGGAGGAUUUUUUUUUUCGGAACGCCAUGAUGUGAUAACGGUUGCUAUGCAAAAGCGAAAACUUCCAGCAGAAUGCACUUAGGCUUAUUGACUGGAAAUUCCACCUAGAAGACUUCCUCAAACAGACUGUUUUCACCUGCUGGAUGAGAAACAGGAAUGCUAGCGAUGGAGGGAGGGAGGGAGGGAGGGAGGGGAGAGAAUCUAUUGUCUGUGGUUUCAUCCUAAUUAAGUAUUCAUUGUUGUCCAUCUGACCUCAUGUCUCAGGCUUUAAGGCUUUGGAAAGUUAAAGGAAGUUUUCUGUUGAACUUGCGUAAAGUUGUUUAUUUAAUACUUUUCUUAGCAAUAAAGGAAAUUUUGUGUUCUAUUUUUGACCUACAAGGCAAAGUGCAUGAUAUUAUUAGUCAAAUAUAAGACAGGAAAAAAACAGCUUGAGACAAUGCGCAAAUCAGCCAAAGAAGGAAUAACCACCUGACACUUUUAAGGAUCAAAAAUUCAAAGAGUUGACUAAAAGGCUAAUUUUCUCAAACUUUUAAAUCAACUUUAGCUAAGUGUUGGUAUUUUCUGGAGCUUUAACAUUUUAAUUUCCCCCAAAAUGAGUCAGUUCUUGAUCAACAUUGUUCAGCAGUUUAAUUCUUAUAGGAAAGGCUUAUUUUGAUUCAACUUUCCUCUGAAUGCAUCCCUGAAAAAAGAUCCAACAAACAAACAAGCAGCAAAAUCGUUGGAUCAAGUCAUUCCAUUUUAUUUAGUUCAGUAUUUACACCUAAUAUUUUCCAUAUGCUUGUUCUUAAGGAAGAAGCUGUCCCCAAAAUUUUAAGAUAUCGAUAAAUCUGCAGAUUUGUCGUCUGUUUCAAGUAAAUUCCUUUCUAAAUUGUUUUUAAAUUGCACGGGGACCAAAGUUCAGCCUCAUGAGAAUUUACAUGGGUAUGCGUGUUAUUUGACCUUUUUUUUUUUCCCUUGAGAUUUUAUUGGGUAUUUUAGAGCGGAAAAAACAGCAGUGCAGAACAAGACUGUCUUAGUUAGUAACUCUGUUCGUAAUAGUCGGUGUGCAGGAUAUUUUUAAAUGUCAUUCUAUGAUUGCGUGAUCAUCGGAGCAGAUGACACACUAGUCCCACUGGCCUUAAAAAACCUUUAAGAAAUUCUUCAUUAUAUCAACCCUGUUCAAUCUAAAACCGACUCUACACUUAUUGCUGUUUCAACAGUUCUUCUCAUUAUGCCUGUGCCAUGUGUGUUUAAUGUGUUUUGAAUGUGAGUAUUUUCAUUGGGCUCAGCCAAAUAAGAAUUGAUCUAUCUUCAAAAGGAGGUCACAGCAGUGAAAGUUAGCGGGGCAAACACUAAGUAUAUUCUCUACUCUGAGUAAUACGUUGUCUAUUAUUUCCACCUCUGAAUGCACAAAUCUCUUUGUAAUUGUUGUGGCAAGUUCUGCCUUUUUAUUACUGUAUAUGUAUGUUUGAGAUCAUUAUAGGUUGUCUGCUGUGGAUGGAUCAAUCUGUAACUAUGGAGACGUGAUUACAUUUUUGCAGCGACAGUUCAUGUUUUCUGGAAAAAAAUCCUAUGCCCUCUGUUAUUUUAUUUUGAUUCAAAUUUAAAUGGGACUAUAUGCAACGGCAUAAAUCAUAUAUACAAAGAAGAUAGAGGGAUGGUUGAGCUCUAUGAAUUUCCUGUCAUUCUUGUUUUAGCAAGCCACCCAUACAAAGUGACCUAGAAAUAGAUGUGAGUGGCAGGAACUGCUGGCCUACUUAGACUUUUAAAACCAAUGAAUGUGUGUCCAUGAAGGUUAUUGUUAUUUUAACGUUGAGAGAUUGAAAAGAAAGCAAAGAACAAAAGAACCAAAGUUUGACUAAAGUUUAGCCUGGUAGCAGAUAGAUUAAAGUGUUUAGAUUGUGGAAGAAUCCUAAAAUAUUGGAUUUCUGGUUGCAAUGUAAUAUCUUGACACAGUAGUGGUUGUGUUGUGCUGAUAGGAAUUUGUUGUUAAUGGUAUUUUCUUAUCUCCUUGCUGGAUAUACAUUGUAAUCAACUUUCAACUACAAGAACUUUCAGUGGUAGCUGUCAUUAGAAGUUUUAAUCAAGCUUCCCAAAGUCAAAAAAUGUAUUAAAGUGGUGAGAUACAACAAAUAAAUGUAUGACAGAAGUUUUGACUCACUGAUUCAAAUUAGUUUAGACUCAUGGAUUCUGAAACAGGUUUCGUAUAAGAUUUUCAUGAACAUGCUGCAACAUUUAGACAUUUUGUUUGGGGAAAAAAAGAAAUAUUACCAAUUUUUUUGUGUCUCCUUUUUUUGUCUGUAUUUCAAGAUCUCUUAAAUGGUCACAAACAUUUUUCAGGUUUCCUUUCAUUAACAGGAAAGCUAGAUAUUUUAUGGCAUAACAACUUGAGAUUCGAUCUCAUGUAGAAAAGAAAAAAGCUCUUCAUUUUAUUUCAUGUAACUAAUAAAAUGAGCAGCUGCUCUCUACUGCUCUCUUUGCUUCAAAUGUCUUAACCGUCUCUUCUCUCUGUCUUUCUGUCCUACGCAGUGCUGUCCACUUUGCCAUGAGACACAACCUGUCUUGAAGGUGCUCGUUUCUCCAUGCAGCGUUAUCCUCAACACAUGGUCCCUAUGGACCCUCAGGUGUGCCCGCCCCCUCUGAACAGCAGCAGCCAGUCAAUGAUCAGUGGUCUCGACAAAUCUCCAGCCAGCACAUUCAAACCCGGCCACUCACGAAGCAGCAGCACAGGCUCCUCUAAGCAAACAAAACAGGUACGAAACCAAACAUCAAGUAAACAAUUUGAUCAGUUUUGUCAGUUUUAGCUUCUUUUUUCUUUUUACAUCUUUUUACAUCAGAACCUCCCAUCUGUGAAGCUUAACUUCUGCAAACUUUUUACAAAAUUUAAAUGUUGUCUUUGCCCAUUUUAAUUAUCAGAGCAUAUAAGAGAGACAGAUUCAUGUUUGUUGUAAAAGUUGCUGAACUAUCCUUUUCCAUCCGUGUGUCUCUCUUGGAAGUGAAAUCCAAGAUUACACAACUGCUGCUGCUCUUUAGUAAUUUUUAUCGGCCCGUCCUUCUGUGUUUCAGUCUCGACACUGGGAGGUCUUGGACGAUUUGCAAAACAUGGACAUGUACAAUGUCCCCGGUUCAACUCUGGAUCUCAGUGUUCCUGGAAUCUGUGAGGGAUACCUGAUGAAGAGGAGGAAGUACCCACUCAAAGGAUGGCACAAGGUGAGAAAACAACGGGUUGUCAGGUCACAGAUUUGUGCUGGGUGAAGUUGUCCAUUCCUGCAUGUUUAAAUCCUGUUUCUGCAGGGCCAACAGUAUUAAAAUAAUGAAGUAUCACAUUAAAUAGAUUCAGGAUAGAUCUGUCCAAAACAACGGCCUUCAGAAACCGAACUCUGUUUCUUUUCAAUCAUUUGUUAUGGUGGCAGCUCCUGGUAGAAAACCUGAUACUUUAGUGCAUUGAAUAACUAUAAAAUGAAAUCAAUUGUGAUUUUAUUAUUGGACACCUGGUAUUGAAAUAGCACUGAGUAAACAUCAUUUUGAUCACUGAAACUAACAAAAUUCAACAAAUAUUUUGUGUAUCAAAAAGUAACAUACUAUCUUGACAGUUAAUCCGGUAUUUUAUAAAACAGUGGUAACUUUUACCUGUCAUCCUUUCACCUGUUUGCAUUACUGAGGCACUAUAUUGUUGUGAAAUUAUAUUUAAAUCAUACCUUCUUUUAGGUUUGCAUGUAAAAGCUUCAAAAAUGAGUGUGUGCAAAUCAGUUUUUUCUUAGCAACUCUUGCAACAGUAAAGAGCACUAAAACUAUUCUGCACUUUCAUGAAGGUGAUUGAUCGACUUUGGUCUUUUUCAGAGGUACUUUUUGUUGGAGAAAGGAAUUCUGAAAUACAGCAAGACACAACAAGAUGUAAGUGAGAGAAAUGCACUUCCCACCUUUGCACUGUGUGAUUGAUCCUCCUUUAUUUUAGACAUUAUUUAACAGAUCAAAUAGUUAGUAAUUGAGCUUUUCAAAACAAGGUUUGUGUUUGUGUUUCAGAUUCAGAGAGGGAAGCUUCACGGCUGUCUGGACGUCAGUGUGGCUGUAAUGUCCAUCAACAAGAAGUCCAGACGCAUCGACCUGGACGCUGGAGAUAACCUCUACCACCUUAUGGUAGCUACACAACACCGUUCAGAAAGGCCUCAUAACCCCUGAUACAAAAAUACCAAAUCACCAGAUUUCUUAGUGCAAAUCUUGAUUUUAAAAAGCUCACAAAUGAAGCAAAAAUUCAGCCGUGAAUUACUUCUAUCUAGCAGUCUAAUAAUGUCUUCAAACUAUUCUAAAUAUCUUUUACUUCCUAAUACACGUUUUAAAUGUUGUUUCUUACUGAUUGUGCCAAUUUAGUAAAUACGUAUACCCCCCAAAAUGUGUUGUUGUGUUAAAUGUAAAUAAAGACAGGUUGUGAUGGUUUGUAAAUCCCUUUCAUUCUUUGAAAAUAUUUCAAGUUUUUCAGUUCAGUUGUCUCCAUUCUGUUGAAAUGCAUUGCUAGUAUGAAAUUCAGAAUGAGAACACAUUUUUCGUAAAAGAGUUUUAAAUAGAUAUUCUACCCCAAAUUAACUGUGAACUUUUUAAAUCUUUCUUUGGUCUUAAUAGCAACUUAUUUUUCUCACUGUUUGGUUUUCUUUCUCCUUCCUCUCCUCCUGAAAGGCAAAAAGCCAGGACAUCUUCUACAUCUGGUUGACUAAACUGUGCGCUCAUCGAGUCUUCAGGAAAAACGAGGCGAUGAGCGUCCAUCACGGCGUCCUUCAUGCACUCUCCUUGGGCUCAAGUAACCUACCCACCAUGGCUUCUCUGGCCCAGCAGAACAGAGUCAUGGUAGGUACAGGUUCCUGAGCUGAUUAACACCAGACUUCCGCUAGUUCAGGAUUUUGGACAUGUGGUGUAAAUGUUUCUGCCACUGUUUUUUUUUAACUUGAUUCUCAUUAUGAUGUUGUCCAGCCUUCUCACUACGCCAGCUCAGCAUCCAUGUACCAACCAGAAACCAUAAACCCCGCCCCCGCCAUCGCCACCCCUCCGGCUGUGACCAACAAGGUGUCAGCCUGGCUGCAGCAGACCCACGACAUCGAUGCAACCUCAAAUGGUGAGAACGAAUCAUGAUGGAAAAAACUAUCUUAAAUCUGUAUUUUCUGAGUUAUUCACUGCAGCCAAAAUGUCCCCUCUUAUCUGUGACCUUUGACCCCUCAGACCUUGCACGCUGUCAGACCGAGCUCACUGAGCUGGCUCAUCUCAUUCAGCGUCUCAACUGGCUGGAAGGAGGUUUGCCGAUCACAAACACAGACCUGGAGAUGAGGAUCAGUAUGCAGGUGAGUCUACAGGAAACAACAGUCAGUAUCUGAUUCGGAAUGGUCGUGAAGACGCUGUAAUAUUUUGGUCCGUAAUUUACCUGAAGAUUUUCAAAAAAGAUUUAACUUUUGUGGGGGAUUUUAAAGAGACUAUAACAGUGUGCUUGCUGAGCUAACAGGCUGCUGACUGGCAAAAGGCCAUUUCCUUCAUUUCAGUUUCUUUCAUGGUGAUUGCUGAACAAACUUGUUGAUCAAGUUACAAUGGGGGCUGUAAUGGACUGUGUUAUUCUGCUCAAAUAUGGUUAUAUUUUAUGUUCAUUUAGAUGAUCAAUUUGGUAUUGAACACAGUCAGAUUUUUUAGUUAUCAGACACGAUUAGCGUAUCCUCCGGAGCUACAGGUAGACAUGCACUUCCUUGGUAACACUAGAGUUAUCAUCUGUAAACGAACCGAUCUACAAACACCAAGCACAUACAAGGUAUAAGAGCAAAACUGGAUGUAUUUGAUGGAUUUCCUUUAUUACAUAUUUUAGAAACAUCUCCUAAUUUAUGCGGCAUAGUUAUAAGUACAGAUAAACCCAGGAAAUAUAAAAAAAUCAUCAUAUUGUAUUGAAGGAGAAGUUCUAAACUUCUGUCUGUGUUUCAGAAUCUCUCUCUGGAGAAACCAAAGAAGAAGGCGGGGAAAGUGUUCGGUCACUCCAGGACUUUGUCCCGCGUUGAAGCUCUGGGAAUGGUACGACAGCCUUUUAGCUGAUCCUAAUUUGAUCAUUUUCUAAACAUCCUCUCCAAUGUUUCUAACGCCCAUCUUGUCUUCCUCAGUUCUCUUCCAGCCACCUGAGCACUAACGGCGGCUUGGGGGCGUCUGUUCAGUCCAUCCCAGACUACGUCUAUUCUCAGCUGUCAAACCCUCAGGUGUCCUCACCUGAAGCUAAGAAGCUCCAUCAGGACAUCUGCACGGUCUCUCAGAGAGGUGCCCCAUCCCUUACACCUCCUUUUUUAUGAUUAUUUAAUGAUGAUGGGUUUAAAUUAAGUAUUACUUAAUUACAAGUGUGUGUUUGCCUUAAAGUGCUGGAAAACCAGGAAAUCUUUGAUUAAAGCUGCAGUCUUUAAGAAAUGAAAGACUGUUGCUGUGAAAUGUUGCUAUGUAAUGGCUUAAUUAGAAUGAAGUGCUAAACAAAGCUCUCUAAUCAGUAUAGAUGUAAGGAAAUAAGGGAAUAAUAGGUUUGUUCUUCUCGUAGUUCACGCUUCCCUCAGGUCCAUCCACGAGGUUUUGACCUUUGAGAGAGAGAGACUGAGAGAGGCUUGGACCAGCCCAGACCUGAGAGAGAACACCUCACAGCAGCUCGCCACACUCUGCAGCACGCUGUCCGAGGUAACACAUGCACAUGCACAAACAAACACAAAGUAGAAGUAGGGCUUCUCUGAAUGUUUUUUCUUGUUGCUGACACACUGAAGGAAAAAACAAAAGUCUGACUGACAUACGUUUUAAGACCCAGUCAACUUUCCAUCUCUCCACUUGUUUAUUCACCCCUUCCCCUUUUUCCAUGAGUUGAAAAACUGAUUUAUUUACAAAAACAAAAAAAACAAAUGAGGAAGAAGAGUAUCGGCUGGUGGAGACAAAAGAGGCCCAGCCCUCUGUGUCUGUCUGUUGGUGUGUGAAACUGUUGAGCAGGUUUGGGUUGUUUUUUCAGGCACAAGUUAUCACAGGCACGUCCUGCAGGAACACACCUCGACUCUGUCUCUAAACACACACACACGCAGACACACACAAGUACACACAUUGAAACUGAGCAGUCUGACAGCAGAGCAGUGAUUUGGUUCUACCUGCUGUCAAACUGACGCUCUCAGUCACUUUUCCUGUUCUCUGUUGCACGAGGUUUCUUCUUUGCAUGUUUCCUGUCAGUGCUGCAUGUGACCUGCUAUCUUUUCCAACCAGCUGAACAUCAUUCAUCAUGACUCGGGGUUUUAUUUCUUGUUUUUUUUGUGGUUGUUUUGUUGCCUGGCAGCUGGCUGUCACAAUAGACUUGAGAAACAAACUCCCAAGUCAACAAUCAAGACCAUGACUGUUGGCUGUAUUAGAAAGUUAUUUCACUUGACCCAAAAGCAUGCUUUUCCAUUUAUACGCAGCAUUUUAAAGAUGUUAGCGACUCAUUUAGAUGUACUAACAGCUGCAAAUGCUCCUCACAAUUCGACGAUCAAGCAACGCGCCCAUGCUUAUUCUCUGCUUCGGACUCUUUACGCAUGUCUGACAGUUUUAUUUUUGCUCUGCUGUAUUUCCUCUUGCAUGGCUGAUCUGUGUAUGUGUGUAUUUCAUGUCUCGCAUGUGGUUGUAGCUUGAUAUACAGUCACGUCUGACCAAAGUCCACUCGCUUUCCCUGUCCUCUGACUCUACUGAGGAAUCCUUCUGCACCGUCCGUCCUGACCAGGUGUGUACUGCGCUCGGUGUCCACAUGUGUGAAGGUUGCUUCCUCUUUUUGUGCAUGUUUUGAUUUCAUUACCUCACUGUCACUCAUUUGCAUUUUCUUGCAUGCAACAUUGUUUUUUGUUUUCUUUUUAAAAUCAAUCUCAGAAUUUCUCUAAUAUCUCUCACAGCACGUACAAAUGAAUGACAGUGUUUUCAUGUCCUUGGGGUUCAGUUUUGUCUCUUCUUAUCAUAGGCAGGGCUGAAACUAUUGAUAAUAUCAUCAAUUACUCUGUGCACUAUUUCACAGUAUUUGAUUAAAAGUAUGGUCUACAAGAGGCCUUAAAGUGGAGAAAAUGAAUGAUCGGUUUUUCUCCUGAGUGCAAAGUGGCAUCCUCAAAUUGCUUCUUUUAUCAGACCUGCCACAACAACAACAAAAAGCUGCAAAUCAUCACAUCCAAACAGCAGAAAAUUGCCUCCUGAUGAGGAAUCAUUUAUCAAAAUAAAGCGUAAUCUGGGUCAGCUGUGGUCAGUUUGGAAAGUAUCCAGAAAAUCAGUUGUUGGCCAUGAAAAAGUCGUUCAUUUGUUAAAAUGUUGAUGAUCUGCGGCUUGUCCUAACACACUUGAUUCAUCAAGAAAUGUUGGUGUCAGUGUGACCAUGUCACUGUUUCCACCCAAGAUCUGGGAUUGCAAAUACAAAGCAUUUUGUUUUAUGAGUCAAAGUCAUUCUGCCUCCAACAACCAAUGAGAGGAGCAGACUGGGAAACACCACCAACCGGGUUUAACUCCUCACAGCUAUGGCAGUGAACAAAAAUGGUACCAAAACACUCUUGAGACUUCAUUCUCAAGUUUAGGAAAUAGAACAUUUGCAGUUUUUAUAAUGGGGUUCAAAUUAAAUAUGUCAAGAAAGAGGGAUGAUAAGAACACAGGUUUUAUUUUUACAUUGAAGAUGUUUUAAGAGAUUCACGGUGUCAUCUUAUACACUGAGAACAUGAAAAAAACUCCACCGUAAUAUUUCUGGCUGCUGUCAAACUGUGGACACAGACUGUGUGUUAGCAGCACAGCGAGUUUUCUUCAACCCUGGAAUUAUGGGGGAAUUAUGAGGGGCCUGUGUACCGUCUCAUGCAAGACAUAGGCUACCACAGUGAGGCUGAUGAGGAAAAGACAUGGAUCUGUUAAACCUCGGUUCUUAAGUGUGUGUGUUCAGAGGAUUGUCAUGUCAAGACCCUUACGUCCUCUAGUGUGUAGCCAGCUGAAUUGAUCAACUGUGACACCUGAAGAAACUAAACUGUUGACUCUGAUAUUUGGUCUUUUCUGGGUUCAAGUUGUUCCCUCCAUUCUACUUAAUUUCUGUUGGUUGAUAGUCUGGUUCCAAUUCAUACUCAGUACUAACUUUCUUUAACCUCUUCAACACAUUUGAUCACUGCACUCUUAAAUCUCUUAGACAUAAUCAUAUGGUAAAUGUGUGAAAAUAAACUGAUUCUGUUCACCUAACUCGAUGCAGACUUUUUCCAGUCACCCCUUGACUAAAAAGUGAGUGUGAUGUCGGGCUAAACUGAUAUGUGAAUGCUGCGGAGAAUACAUUCAAAGGGGAAGGUGACGGGUUUUUCUGUUUCACAGUCAUCAUGAUGGAGGACGUCCCCUCAUUACCUAAACCAAACUGAGUUUAUCAAGUUGUUUGUUAGAGUGCGUCUUCCAAUAAACUGCACAUCUUGAUGAUAUUUCAAAACAUAAAUCUUUCUGUCUCACAGAGGACUCCAUCAAUGGGUCGUCACAGUCACCGGGCGCCCUCGGUGGCUGACUCCAUGGCCGAGUAUUUCGACGCCAGCGAGGUCAUCAUGUGUGACACAUCAUCCGAGGCCGAGGCGUCUGAUGAGUCAGGUCUGAGCGACAUCACGACCACCAGCAACUCCGAGCCAGAGGAGGGUCAUGGUGAGUUUUUCCUCCAUCCAGCAGACAUCUCUGACCAUAAAACUAAAAAUUGUGAUCCAAUUAUCAGAGUUUAAGUCCACCCUCUCUUUUUAUUUCAGCCACUGCAACCCUCAACUACAGAGCCAGUCUGAACAACGCUCAGGAGAGACCCAGCCCAGUGCCACGAAACACAGGUGAACAAAUGCACAUUUAGACCUGAACGUAUUGUCAUAACAAGGCCUUCAAUGUUUCUUUUACUUUGCAAAGUAUUUAAAAGCUUUUGACAAGUGUCUGGAGGUUGUGUUGGAGUGAGGUGCUUUUUAUUCUUUAUGUGGGAAAAGAAUUGAAAUAUGACAUUAUUUUGAAAGCCUAUCUCCAAAGUAAGGCUAUGUUUGCACAUAGUUUUUUUCUUGCAUGAAGAAAAAUAACCCUGCAUCAGCCCAAGAAUCAAAGCUCUGUAGGAAAAGUUGAAACUCUUCAUCUUGAAGUUGUACCAAUGGAAGUCUUUAUCCUUCACUUUCAGACUCUGUUUAAACUUGUAUGUCUUUGUGUUCUUGUGAUCCAGGCCGUCGCACCGCCCUCCCCGCUUCAUGCACAGACAACAGCCACAUCGGUAUCAUGACCAUCCUGUACAACAACAUCGGGAAGGAUCUGUCCAGAGUGUCGAUGCCGGUCGCUCUGAACGAGCCGGUGUCUCUGCUGCAGAGACUCAGCGAGGAGCUCGAGUACACUGACCUGCUCGACAUCGCCAACCACAUCGAUGAUCCCUUUGAGAGGAUGGUGGGUUUUAGCCGCUUUACGUACAAUUAAACUUAAAGCUCCUGUGAAGAACUUCUAGCUUUCUUUGCUGAAUAUGCUUAAGUAGUCUCAUUUGACGAGAUCUCAUCUUGCUGACGUUUGAAGUCACUUAUUGUGAAUAUUUGACGUGUAAAAUGUAAAAACAUGAAUUAUAAGACAUUUCAUGAACAAAAAUUUCUCACAGGAGCUUUAAGUGAUCUUUUUUUCUUCCUUCCUGAACAUAAAUUGCAAAAUGAAAAAAUACAGACAUUUGUACUGGAUAAAUGCAGAGUAUUUUGAGUGCUUAGAAACAAUUGCAAAUUUCCAUUACACAGUUAAAAAAUUUAUAAUAUGGUCAACCAUCCAUGUCUUUAUCUCUUUUUAGUCGUCUCACAUAUUGUAAAACUUAGUGCCAUUGUAACGCUCACAAUAUGUCAGAAAUGUCUAAAAUCAUAGAGAUGUCAUACAGUCACUUGGACAAUGUUGUCUCACUCCUUUCUUUGUGUUUGUCCUCAGGUAUACGUGGCAGCGUUCUCCAUCUCUGGAUAUGCCUGGGCCUCCUGGAGGUAUCGCUACAAACCUUUUAACCCCGUUCUGGGAGAAACAUUCGAGAGUCACAGAGAAGACCGAGGCUUCCACUACACCAGCGAGCAGGUGAGCAGCAGAGAAACACCCCGAAAUAUCCUUGUAAACUUAAUCAGAACAAACCGGAACAAUAAUUUAUGUCCAUUUCUCCAGGUCAGCCAUCACCCACCCGUCUCCGCCUGUCAUGCCGAGUCAGAAAACUUCACUUUCUGGCAAGGUAGGAGUGUGAGAGUGUAAACACAGAUCCACCUGAAUGUUCUUUGAGGAGUCAAACUUGAAGCUCUGUUUCUUUCUGUCUUUUAGAUCAGAGAUGGAAGAACAAGUUUUGGGGGAAGUCGGUGGAGAUCAUCUCGUCUGGACUCGUCAAUGUCUCCCUGCCAAAGUGAGACACAGAUUCAGAAAUUAAGUCAAAAUGUGAAGCUAGACACACCUCUGCUUUCACAGGAAUAUAAACUGGAUUUGUGAUAGUUCAAGCAUUUCAAGCAAUUGUCUUGGAUACAAAAUCACCUGGGUUUGUAGGAACAGAAAACAAGGACAGACUCACUGGAUUUGAUGAUAAAAGAGAAUCAGCUGUAAAACAGUAAAUAUUGUGGACAUUUUAAAACCUGGAGUGCUUCACUGAUUUUCCUGGCCAGCCAGAGUGGUCUUCAAAGCUAAAUAAUCAGAAAAAAAUCAUCUUUUUUUUCAACUUUGUGGUUAAACAUUUGUGUUUUUGUGUGUUUUUUGUGUUUGUGUGUAGCUACGGUGAUCACUACGAGUGGAACAAGGCAGUGACGUGUAUCCACAACGUGCUGAGUCAGCAGCGCUGGUUGGAGCAUUAUGGCGAGGUCGUCAUCAAAAAUACAAAGAGCGACGUGUGCACUUGCAAGAUCACAUUUGUCAAGGUGACCAUACAUAACACACAUGCACACACACAAACACACGCACACACUCAGCUUCUUUAUCAAACCGUGUAAACCCUUCUAACCUCUUGGUUUUCGUUCUAUGCCUUAGUCUCGUUACUGGAGCUCUGACAGCAGUAAGAACGAGGUGCAGGGUGUUGUUCUGGAUCAGGCCGGGGAGGUGGUCCAUCGAUUCGGGGGUCUGUGGCAUGAAGGCAUCUUCUGCGACACGCUGCCGACACCAAAGUGCAUCUGGAAGCCCAGUAAGUGACCCUCCUCUAUAAGUCAGGACUUUUGUGGACUGCAGCUUCUCUCAUUUUUACCUCCAUUAGCUCACACUUCAACUCUGAGUAUUAAAGAUGUUCCUCUUUUUCCUAGAUGUGCAGCCUGAUGACCAUUUCCAGUAUUACGGCUUCUCUCAAUAUGCAAGAGAAUCAAAUGAACUGACGCCUGAACUGAAGGCCGUCCUCCCUCCUACAGACACUCGCUUCAGACCCGAUCAGAGGUACAUACAAGAUAAAAUCGAUUUAAACUGAGAGUAAAAAAGUCUGACGUUCUGCUUUGUUUUAAAUGCUCUGAUUUGAUCGUCUCUGUCAGGCUCCUGGAGGAGGGGAAAGUGGCCGAGGCUGAUAAAAAGAAGGAUGAGGUAGAGCAGAAGCAGAGAGAGAGGAGGAAGGAGAUGGAGAAGAGAGGAGAGGAGCACAUCCCCAGGUUCUUCAGGUGAGGAGAGGGAAUCUGUUGAUGUGAACGAAAGAGCAAUGAAGUUUAAUGUGUGAAAUACAAAUACACCAGCUUCAUUCUGUCACUGAGGCUUUUACAUGCAGUUCCUCUCAGUAUCUUGUAAGUAUGGAUCAACUCAGAUUAUUGCCGAUGCCUGACGCUUCCAAUAGAGCUGUGACAAAUACCAACAUUGAUGAUAACCAUAUUUUUGGAAAUUUCAACUGUUGAUGCCUGUUAGAAAGGAACACAGGAUUAUACUACAUGAGUUUAGUUCUUAGUGGAGGGCAGUAAUGGCUUUUCAUGCUGUUUGCCAAGCAAAAUGGAGGGAAGACGAGGAAGAAGAAUCAGCUGCUAGUGAGCUAGUUAUAGCAGCUAACUGUAUUGUGACAAUGUAAGAGUUUCUGCCUCCUCUGAGAUGUCUCCAUUUUUGUUGUUUUUUUUUUGUCACUGUUGAAACAUGAGUAUCUGUCUUUUUUUUGGCACCCAGCAAAACAGCAAGAUGAUAUUUCAAGACCCCGUGACAUCUACUGCCCUGUAGUUGUGAUUCGUGUUUCUGCUCAGUUUUACUUCUAGUCCAUACCCUGACAUUGUUGUGAUGUUGGAUCUAAUAGGGUGUGGUACAGUUUUAUAAUUGAUGAGAUAAAUCUACGUCUAAGGUAACAGCAUUUACUCACUGGGUUGUUGGAGAGCAUCUGUUUUGACCUCAGCAUCAGCCGUUUCUCUUUUCGUCUGUCAACAACUAGACUGGGCCUAGUCAGCAUACAUGUGGCAAACUAUUCCCUCAGAUAUUAAUGCUUCAUAAACUCGGAUCGUAUCUCUUCGAAGUGAUCACAUGAUGGUAAAUUUUUCAUUUAUGUUCACAGGAAAGCUGUGGAUGAAGCCGGCAGAGAGGUUUGGCUCUACAACGGGACUUACUGGCAGACCCGUAAAGACCCGGGUUUCGCCUACACUGAUAACCUGGACCUGUGGUGCUGAAGCUGAAUGACACUUUAAACCGAGAUAAACACACGAUAAUAUAAUGAAGAGGAUUUCAAACCUCAGUUACUGGAAAUGAUCAGCUAGAUUUAUUAUUAUAAUCUGACAUUGUUAAAGGAAAGGGGCACAGAGAAGCAUAAAUGAACCUCUGAUUGGGUGAUUUUUUUAAAACUGUAGAGGUGAGAUGCCGUUAUUAAACAUAUGAAGACUCAUUUUGAUGAAGCCGGAUGUCUUUUCAGCCCUUUUGUUGACCUUUACCUUUAAUAGAAAUUUAAAAUAAUCAAUCGUGAACUAAAAUAUUAACUUAAUAGCUAGUUUUUUAAAUCACUGCCCUUUGUAAAACCGUGGGUAAAAAUCGUUUUUCUGCUCAGGAUAGAUGUCACUUAAUGUAUCUCUUGUAAGACUUUAUGUUUUUAGUUUUGACAUGUCUAUAUAAAUAUUUUACUCAGGCUCUUUUUUGCCUCCUGCCGUGGAUUCAGAACACAUGGAGGUUUUAUUUUGGGUGUGUUACAGGUGAACUGGUGCUGUCCUGCUCUCUUUCUUGGUGGGUCUUGGUGUAUAGACUUGUUUCUUUGUAAUGUCAGUGUGUGUGUUUUACAUUUGAUAUAACACACUGGUGAUGUAUCCGUUUUCCAGAUGCAGGUUAAGUCUGUUAAUCCUGUCAGAUUCUUUUAAAAAUCAACUCAGUCAGUCAGGAGAGAGAAAGAGAAAUCAAAAUGACAGACAUGAAUCGUGUCUCUUGAAUCUUUUCUGCUCAGUUGAUGCGAUGACAUAUUUUUUUAUUGAUGUUUCAACAAAUGAUUUUAUUAAGGAAAAGAAACGACUGUUAAAAUCCAGUGUAAUGUUUUUUUCUUAGUAGUUUUGUUUCAAAUAAAAGAUUUCAAAAUCA